AGAAAGUCUCCGGAGCUUGCGCCAGCCUCUUUGCGGCGCCCCCCAGUUAGACGCAGGUUUUGGAAGCGGGCGGGAGAGGAGGUGUCGUUGCUGGAGCUGAGACCAGACGGCCAGAGUCCUCAGUGAUGAACCUCGAGUUACUGGAGUCCUUUGGGCAGAAUUAUCCAGAGGAAGCUGAUGGAACUUUGGAUUGUAUCAGCAUGGCCCUGACUUGCACCUUUAACAGGUGGGGCACACUGCUUGCAGUUGGCUGUAAUGAUGGCCGAAUUGUCAUCUGGGAUUUCUUGACAAGAGGCAUUGCUAAAAUAAUUAGUGCGCACAUUCAUCCAGUCUGUUCCUUAUGCUGGAGUCGAGAUGGUCAUAAGCUCGUGAGUGCUUCCACUGAUAACAUAGUGUCACAGUGGGAUGUCCUUUCAGGCGACUGCGACCAGAGGUUUCGAUUCCCUUCACCCAUCUUAAAAGUCCAGUAUCAUCCGCGAGAUCAGAACAAGGUUCUCGUGUGUCCCAUGAAAUCUGCUCCUGUCAUGUUGACCCUUUCAGAUUCCAAACAUGUUGUUCUGCCCGUAGACGAUGACUCCGAUUUGAACGUGGUUGCAUCUUUUGAUAGGCGAGGAGAAUAUAUCUAUACAGGAAAUGCAAAAGGCAAGAUUUUGGUCCUAAAAACAGAUUCUCAGGAUCUUGUUGCUUCCUUCAGAGUAACAACUGGAACAAGCAAUACCACAGCCAUUAAGUCAAUAGAGUUUGCUCGGAAGGGCAGUUGCUUUUUAAUUAACACAGCAGAUCGAAUAAUCAGAGUUUAUGAUGGUAGAGAAAUCUUAACCUGUGGAAGAGAUGGAGAGCCUGAACCCAUGCAGAAAUUGCAGGACUUGGUGAAUAGGACCCCAUGGAAGAAAUGUUGUUUCUCUGGGGAUGGGGAAUACAUAGUGGCAGGGUCAGCCCGGCAGCAUGCCCUGUACAUCUGGGAGAAGAGUAUUGGCAACCUGGUGAAGAUUCUCCAUGGGACAAGAGGAGAACUCCUCUUGGAUGUAGCUUGGCAUCCUGUUCGACCCAUCAUAGCAUCCAUUUCUAGUGGAGUGGUAUCUAUCUGGGCACAAAAUCAAGUAGAAAAUUGGAGUGCAUUUGCGCCAGACUUCAAAGAAUUGGAUGAAAAUGUAGAAUAUGAAGAAAGGGAAUCAGAGUUUGAUAUUGAAGAUGAAGAUAAGAGUGAGCCUGAACAGACAGGGGCUGAUGCUGCAGAGGAUGAGGAAGUGGAUGUCACCAGUGUGGACCCUAUUGCUGCCUUCUGUAGCAGUGAUGAAGAGCUGGAAGAUUCAAAGGCUCUAUUAUAUUUACCCAUUGCCCCUGAGGUAGAAGACCCAGAAGAAAAUCCUUAUGGCCCCCCACCGGAUGCAGUCCAAACUUCCUUGAUGGACGAAGGGGCUAGUUCAGAGAAGAAGAGGCAGUCUUCAACAGAUGGGUCCCAGCCACCUAAGAAGAAACCCAAAACAACCAAUAUUGAACUGCAAGGAGUACCAAAUGAUGAAGUCCAUCCACUACUGGGUGUGAAGGGGGAUGGCAAAUCCAAGAAGAAGCAAGCAGGCCGGCCUAAAGGAUCAAAAGGUAAAGAGAAAGAUUCUCCAUUUAAACCGAAACUCUACAAAGGGGACAGAGGUUUACCUCUGGAAGGAUCAGCGAAGGGUAAAGUGCAGGCGGAGCUCAGCCAGCCCUUGACAGCAGGGGGAGCAAUCUCAGAACUGUUAUGAAGGCCCUUGAAGUUCUUCGUUCUUCCCUACUUUGCCAUCGUGUGGCCUCUGGACACUGUGGUCAGUCAUUUGAGAUUGACUUUAAUUUAAAACAAAGGCCUCUGUCUUCCACCCAGGAGGUGGAAGGAGUGAAUUUUAUGUUUGAAUGAAGAAGUGAAUUAUGGAAGAAGAAUAUAUGUCCCGUCCCUUUCAAGCAUAAGUCCAAAUAGGCUCUCAGGAAUGAGGAUUUGUGAAGACAUCAAACAGGAGUUUUGACUCAUUUAAACUUUAAUGCUUGUUAUGUUGCUGGAGAAGAGAUUCCUGUUUUGCUCGUCUGUCUUUACUGUACCCAGCAUCAUUUCGGCCUGUCAUUUCCUAUCUCCUACUUGCCUUCCCUCCACAAUGCACGUCCUUGAGUGACUUGUUCUUAUCUGAAAUUUUGCUGCCUGUAUCCUAGAAAAACUUCUGCUGCACAUUUUUUCUUCCAUUUUUAAACUUACCCACUCACCAGAUACCUCCUAUAUUUCCAUAUUGUGCUACAAAGAUGGGCAGAACAGAAAGUGCUGGAAAGAUUUCAGAUUUUCCAAAAGGAAAGAAAGAUAAGAAAGGCCCCCUCUUUUUUCACAUACUAUAACAUUUUGCUCAAGAAGUUGAGCUAUAAGAGGGUCAGGUUUUUCUUUGUAUUCUUUUCAUUGCAUGUUUCCCUCCAGUAUUGGUUCAUUCUCAUUAAUCAUGGUUUUUCAAGAUAGCUAGUUCAUUUGUCUCCAGCAAAGAAUCAUCAGUAGUUUAUAUUGCUUUACCUGUACUGGCUUCCAGAGCCAGAAACAAACCGAGGUGUCUCUCAGCAGGCUUCUUUUUUACUGGGGGUGGGGGAAUCUAUGCAAGGACUAAAAUAAAACUGUCCAGAAUCAAAGCAACGACAACACAGUUCAGAUAAAAAAAUCAAAGAAC
Molecule: messenger RNA, 2672 nt
Organism: Physeter macrocephalus (sperm whale)
Lineage: Eukaryota; Metazoa; Chordata; Mammalia; Artiodactyla; Physeteridae
Gene: RBBP5
Product: RB binding protein 5, histone lysine methyltransferase complex subunit
Exons: 14
Coding region: 126-1742 (538 amino acids)
Cellular component (GO): Set1C/COMPASS complex
Molecular function (GO): protein binding
Source: RefSeq, a predicted model, not a curated record